Carcharodon carcharias (great white shark) is the source of this 3147-nucleotide messenger RNA. RefSeq names its product pleckstrin homology domain containing, family N member 1 (gene plekhn1). Gene Ontology annotation, biological process: 3'-UTR-mediated mRNA destabilization; response to hypoxia; positive regulation of apoptotic process. Gene Ontology annotation, cellular component: cytoskeleton; mitochondrial membrane. The transcript is spliced from 17 exons. The coding region runs from base 108 to 2492 and encodes 794 amino acids. NCBI's taxonomy places the organism in Eukaryota, Metazoa, Chordata, Chondrichthyes, Lamniformes, Lamnidae. The record is from RefSeq and is a predicted model, not a curated record. Gene Ontology annotation, molecular function: cardiolipin binding; phosphatidic acid binding; phosphatidylserine binding.
UGAGUUAAACACACAGCAGCAAGCCUUCAGCGCUGUACUACCAGUUUGCAUUUGACACUGGGGUUUGGAGGUUCUACUGGGUGAUCCAGCCAGGCCUCUCGAAUAGAAUGGGCAACAGUUUAUCUUGUAUCCCAAAGAGGGCACAUCAUUCAAGAAAGUGGACAAAAAAAUCGAGAGAUAAACGUGCCUCUAUCAGGGAACAAGUACAGCCAGAUAGUUAUGCCAAGUUGCAGAAGGAGCCAGCACCUAAUCUGAAUCAAACUGAUCUCAUCGCACAGGCACAAACAUGUUCAGUGAAGGAAACAAAGCGGUAUGAUAAAGCAGAUAUAGAAACUAGACUGCUCAACAAGCCCAUCAUGGAAUGGGAUCAAAGUGGGAUGAAGCUAGAAGAUCUAGGGAAAAUGAUUCAUUGUUCCACAGUUAAAAUCUGUCGUCAACCCUGCAAGGAUAUCAAUGACAGAUGUUUGGCGUUAUUCCAGAGCCAUCUGCUUAUUCUCUCUGAGGAUUUCCGUGGCUUCACUUACCAGGGCACACUCCCCUUAGCGGGGAUUAUGGUGAAUAACAUGGAGAAUACCAACAGCAGCUCAAAGCAGAGUCACGCAUUUCAAAUGACAGGUCCACUGUUACAUCCAUUUACAGUUUACUGUUCCACUGAGGGGGAGGUGAAGGAGUGGCUUUAUUAUCUCAACAAGCAAAGACAAGUGAACAGCAGAGUUGUCGAUUCACCUCUAACAAAAGCAUGCAGUCAGCUCAAUCAGAACUCCCUGGGACAACACACUAAAAAUGUUGAUCUGAGGACAUUAAUCCUGAACCGACCAAUACAAGGAGGUGAAAGGACUCGCAUUGAUUCAUUGGGCAGCAUUAUCUGGAUAUCAGAGGCUAAGUUACAGCAUUUACCUUUCCAGGACCAACACGAUCGUCUUUUGAUUCUCUUUCCAACAACGCUCCUCAUUCUGUCUGAAGAAGACCACACCUUACAUUAUAAGGGUGAGCUUCCGCUUAAUGCUAUAACAAUAUUUGAACAGGAUGAAUCUGACAAUGAUCCAAAUACAUUCUUGAUAGAAGGUAAAAUGAUCAACCAAAUCAUGGUGACCUCCAAGAAUAGAACAGCUCACCAAAACUUAAUACAUCACCUGGAUUCCGCAGGGGCCACAGUUCAAAGAGCUUCUCUGAUCAAUAAAGGACACGAUUACAAACACUCUCCAGAGUACAGAGAUCAGUUUGCAGACAAGCACGACCCUUCGUUAGAAUCACACAGGCGUGGGAACAGCCCGGCGACAGUGUAUGGAGUAUUCACAUUCCCCCAGAAACCAGUCGAAAUGAUUUCAGUUUCGGAAGACCUACCCACGCCGGUUACCGAGAAUAUGCUGGGUCCACUCAACUCUCCUGAUUAUGCUGAGCCUUACACACCUCCCCCAACGAAGCUCUUUGCACCAGCCGAACCUUUAAAGCUUACUUCGAUGGUUAACAGUCGAGAUCCAUCAAAAAAACACCAAGAGCAAAGUAUUGGGACAUCAGGAUCCAGUAUCUCCAGGUUAUCUCUUGUUUCAUUGCAGCCUGGCAGUACUACAAUCAGCUAUUGUUCACCUAGUGAUGAAAUCUUGAAUAACCCUCUGUCUCCAACAUAUGCUGUACCUUAUAUUCCGUUUAAGUUACAACCAGCCCCUCCUGCAAAACCUCUUUGGCUUAGAAAGCCCGUGUCCAGGCACAAUUCUUCACCAUUACCGGUCAGAGGGGGGGAUCAGAAUGUACCACUGCGAAAGACAUUUGCCUUGUCACAGCCACCAGCCCAAUCCAUUCACGGCUUCGGAAAGAAUCUCGGCUCAUUUACAGCCGGUCACUGCGAUGUGGCUUUGUCACCGGUAUAUGCUGAGCCUUUUGCAGCUGUUAAGAAGCAGCUCGCCCCACCGACAGUCAGACUUUCUGCUACAGGCCCUUUCGGCAAUCAAAAUGGUUCAUCGGCAAGAGACCAGUGGAGUAACACACAACUCUUGGCGCUGGAAUGCUUACCCCGCUCUUCUCUGCCGUCAAGUUCUCUAUCAGGGAGCAGCUCCUGUUCGUACCUGGACCAAAAUCACUUGACCAACCCUCUAUCUCCACCAUACGCCGAACCAUAUCUUCCUCAGCAGGUGUCUCCUGUUGAGCGUUUCUGGAUUAGAGAAGAAGUAUCACGGAGAGGAAGUGCUGAUAUUACUGUGCAAUGUUCAAAAGAUGACUCCUCUGAAUAUUAUGCAAUUAUACAGCUUUUAGACAGCUACCGAAAAGCCAAGAACAUGAGUUGGUACAGCGACGACAGCAGGUUCUCCUUAACGUCGUCUGAACACACCUAUGCAGAACUCGAGAGUGUCCAAGAAGACUCUGACUAUGAGUUUUGGGAUUUUGACUUCAAGCAACAAGACAUCCCGGGUCUUGCUGCUCCGACCCUUAUGAAGCUGUGUCAGCGGGGAAUAGUUGAUUCAAGGCUACAGGGCAGGGUGCACAGAUGGUCGUGAAUAUCUUAUAGGAACUUGUGCUUUUACCAUAUUUUUGGAAUACUGUCCCAUUUUGAUGUUGGACUGGGGUAUACCAAUCCUGACUCGUGGUUUGCUCCCUGCCAUUCAGCUCCAAUGUCAAUGUCAAUGCUGCCAUGCUUCAAGGAGAGGUUCAGAGUGUCUUUGAAGCGUUUUCUUUGUCCUCCCCUGGAACUCUGGCCAUUUGAGAGUUGGGAAAACAUGACCUGGAGGGAGAGACGGUUUUUGGCUGUCUGGACACAGUGUCCAGUCCACCUCCAUCCUUCAUCACACCCAGGUGAAGUGUUUACUUGAAUUUUGCAGCCUGUGAUUCUGGACUAGAUAAAAUGCAAAACAGUUACAAUAUUUGUGAAAUAAUUCAUGAUGUGAGCCGGUCUUAUGUCAUUUGUUUAUGUUAAUAUUGUUAUUGUUCAUAUUUUUAAUAAUAUUUCUAUUUGCUUUGCAAAACUAAAUUGCUUAAUGUUUAAUGCAGUUUAUUAAAGAUGCAUAAGAGGACAAUGUGAUAAUCCUAUCCAAUUGAAUAUCAUUCUAAUAAUUGGUCUGAAGUGCAUUUGUAACAAAUUAUGUAUACCUAUUAUACAUUUUGCAUUUUUUAUAAUGCUGAGCCAUUCUAAUGAAGCUUCCUGUGGUAUUAUUA